Messenger RNA from Anthostomella pinea, 1656 nucleotides. NCBI's taxonomy places the organism in Eukaryota, Fungi, Ascomycota, Sordariomycetes, Xylariales, Xylariaceae. The record is from the annotation of a GenBank genome assembly.
AUGUGGCUCAAGCAGGUCCUCCCAGUCUUGGCUGCUCUUAUGGGCAAGUCCAUGGUUGAUGCCAAAGCAGUGUUUGCACACUUCAUCGUUGGCAACGUCCAAGCCUUCUCCCAAGCCGACUGGGAAACGGACAUCGCAACCGCGCAAGCAGCGGGCAUCGAUGGUUUUGCCCUGAACAUCGCAGCGGGCGACACCAGCAACGGCGUCUCUGUCCAGAAGGCCUUCGAUGCGGCCGACGCCAAGGGCUUCAAGCUGUUCUUCUCGUUCGACUACGCGGCGUGGGGUGCCUGGGACAAAAACGCCAUCGUCUCCUAUAUCAACACCUACAAGGGCCGGGCCUCUUACUACCUGCAGGGCUCGCAGCCCCUGGCUUCUACAUUUGAAGGUCCGGACAACGCCACCGACUGGUUCGACAUUAGAAGCUCGACCGGCGCCUUUUUCAUGCCCGACUACAGCUCGAAAGGGCCUCAGUGGGCUGUCAACAGUGGUGUUGUCGACGGUCUUUUCAGCUGGGAUGCCUGGCCCGACGGAGCCAGCGACAUGACUACUGCCACCGACCAACUUUACAAGAACGUACUUGGUGGAAAGCCUUACAUGAUGCCUGUAUCCCCUUGGUUUUUCGCCAACGUGUACAACAAAGCCUGGGUCUGGCGUGGAGAGGACCUCUGGUACGAUCGCUGGCAGCAAGUCCUUCAGGUCCAGCCUGAGCUGGUCGAGAUCAUCACCUGGAACGAUUAUGGCGAGUCACACUACAUCGGUCCUUUGUGGGAUUCAGAGAUGGGUCUGUUCGUCUCUGGGAACGCUCCUUUCAACUAUGCCGCCGGCCAUCCCCACGAUGGCUGGAGGCUGUUCCUGCCUUACCUCAUCCAGCAGUACAAGACCGGCUCCGCGACCAUCUCUCAGGAGGGCCUUAGCACCUGGUACCGGCUCAAUCCCAACACUGCCUGCACAGCAGAUGUGACUGGCAACGACCCGGCUGGGCAUGGCCAGCAAUAUGUUGAUCCGGCGCUAGUCCUCCAGGACAGGGUAUUCUACUCGGCACUACUGGGCUCGUCAGCUACUGUCUCCGUCUCCAUCGGCGGUGUCGUGCAACAGGGUACUUGGGAGAACGUCCCGGCUGGCGGUGCCGGUAUCUACCACGGAAGCGUGCCGUUCAACGGAGGCACCGGUCAGGUAGUUGUGACCAUCUCCCGCAAUGGCGUUACCAUUUCCGAGGUUCUAGGUGCAUCCAUCACCACCAGCUGUGAGAGCGGAAUCGAAAACUGGAACGCGUGGGUUGGUAGCGCGACCGGCGCCGCCCCUUCUCUUCCUGGCACCACCAUCACGACCAGCACCACGAGCACCACCACCAGCAGUACCACCACCACCACCACGCCUCCCGGUCAGCAAGUAUGCGUCAGUGGAGUUGGUAGUGGCAACUACCAGGGCCUAUGCAGCUUCUCCUGCUCAUACGGAUACUGCCCUGCUGGUGUCUGCACCUGCACUGCUUUCGGCACUCAGAGGGCUCCUCCGCCCAGUACCGGUCAGAAGGGAUACCCGCUCGCCGGUCUCCCCGACAGAUGCAGCUAUCUCGGCCUCUGCAGCUUUGUUUACGAUCAUGGUUAUUACCCUGACACUGCUUGCAGUUCGGAUCCUGCGGGUGCCUCUGGCUGCUAG